GGGUCCCGCGGGGGCACGGCGGGCGCCGCCGGGCGGCCGGUGCGGGAGGAGGACGUGCGGCGCCUGGAGCGGCGGCUGGGCAGCCUGCGGGUGAUGCACGGGGCGCGGCCCGAGGAGGAGCUGCCGCCGCUCCCGCCGCUGCCCGCGCCCCCCGCCCGCGGCAGCCGCCCCCCCGCGCUGCCGAGGAGCGCGUCCCCGCCGCCGGCCGGCCCGGGGGAACAGGAACGGGAACAGGAACGGGAACGGGAACGGGAACGGGAACGGGGGGGUCCCGGCGCCCAGCACGACCCCCGCCGGGAGCUCCUGGGCUGCGGCGUCUCCGUCCGCAGCCUCAAGGCCAACUACGAGGGGCCGGGGGGGAUGACCAAGCGCAGGCGGGUGCAGCCCCCCGGCAGCGCCCGCCGGCCCGUCCUGGAGGAGGAGUACGGGGCCGGGGCGCCGCGGGAACGCGCCGAGGCGCGGCGGGAGCGCGCAGCCCGCCUGUUCCUGCAGCACUGGAGGCAGCGGGCGCUGGCGGCGGCGCCCGGCGAGGAGCGGUUGCGGCGGGCGGCGGGGCGGCUGCUGGCCCGCUGGCGGAGCGUGGCCCGCCGGGUGCCGCGCCGGCAGCUCCGACGGCUGAGCCGCGCCGCGGGGCUCCACUGGCCCCAGCACUUCCUGCCGCACGUCGGCGGCUCGCCCGUGCCCCACGACAGCCUCCCGCUCGACCUCUUCAUGCUGGGCUACUUCCAGCUGCUGGAGAUGCCGCUCAGCCCCGAGGAGCGGCGGUUCCGCCACCUCCUCUGCUAUGAGAUGUUCGACCGUCUGGGCAGCCACAGCUGGCCCCGCGUCCGCCGCUUCCACCGCGCCGCGCUGGAGCGGGUUGAGGCUGGCCACCGCGGCUGGCUCGACGGCUUCGAGGACCUCGUGCAGGAGUUUUUCGGGGAUGGCCCUGCCGCAGUGGUGGAGAGCCUGCUGGAGCCCCCCACCGUGGCCCCGGCGCGGGAGGGGGUGGUAGUGCCAGUGCCAGAGCUGGGCGAGUUCAGUGAGGAGGAUGUCUGCCGCUUCAUCGACCGCAGCUUCUCCUUCUGGAAGGAGAAGGAGGCAGAGAUGUCUGACACCUGAGCUCAGCAGGAUGGUGCGGGCAGUGCCAGCGGUGUGGCAUGGGGCUGGCCAGGACCAGCUCGGGGGCAGCCGGGGCAGUGAGAACCAGUGUCUGGGUUCCUCAGCCGCCGCUGCGGCUCUGGCAGUGCCGCGGCUCUGCUCGGCUCGGUGAAGGGCUCGGUCUUGGUUUGUGUGGCCCCGGGCCGAGGUUGUGGCGUGCCGCUUGCCGUGGCUGUGUGUUGUGCAGGGGGGCGUAGCGCCGGGGCUGCGCUCCCCUCUGGUGUGGCGUUUGCAGUGCCAGGGCGGUGUGGGCCCCGCGUGUCAGUGCAAUAAAGCUGUGAUGUGCUGCGAAGGGCUGGCCGCGCUGCGCACUCCUUCCUCCUCCCUGCGCCGGCAGAAGGCGGGCGAUGUUGGGGAGCCAUGUACCAGCAAGCCACACACCGGCGAGCCCCGCCAGCAGCGUGCUGGGCGCACAGAGCAGCCUGGCCGCCAGCAGGACGUGGUGCCAACACACUAGGGUGAUGCCACUGCCUGCAGAGCCGGUGGCGAGGGCAGGCUCCUGGCGGUGCCGCUAACACGUCUGUCUG
This is a messenger RNA of Columba livia (rock pigeon), 1667 nucleotides long. Its product is annotated as espin-like protein. Gene Ontology annotation, molecular function: actin filament binding. The record is from RefSeq and is a predicted model, not a curated record. Gene Ontology annotation, biological process: actin filament bundle assembly. Lineage: Eukaryota; Metazoa; Chordata; Aves; Columbiformes; Columbidae. The transcript has a single exon. The coding region runs from base 94 to 1101 and encodes 335 amino acids. Gene Ontology annotation, cellular component: cytoplasm.